AUGAAAUUCUCAACCUCUCUUCUUACCGGCGCCUUUGCCUUCUUCACUUCAGCCUCUGCAUCAGCGAUUGUUAGACACGACAACUACUAUCCAAAUUACAUUCGCGAGUCCGAGCCAUCAUGUAUCACUCCUGGUGUCAUUCCCAACAUUACCGGCUCCCAGAUCCGCAAUGUUGGAGUCGUCCUCUUCCAGGCAUUCGACAUGAUCGAUGUCUUUGGCCCUCUGGAUCCUCUCCAGCUGCUCUCACUCAGCGCACAGCAGCUCAAUCUUCACUUCAUAGCUGAAACACUUGACCCAGUCACCACAGCUCCUGUGGCUAUGAACAAGUUCAACUCGAGCUUUUUCCCAGCGGUCACACCAACUAACACUUUUGACGACGAUCUUGACCUUGAUCUUCUCAUUGUCCCUGGCGGUGGUGGCGCCAGAAACCCAAAUCUUCAGGCCGUCACUGGUUAUAUCGCAAAGAUGUACCCCAAGGUCAAAGUCCUGAUGACCAUCUGCACUGGUGCUGGUGUUGCUGCCAGAGCGGGCGUUUUGGAUGGACAUAUGGCAACGACUAACAAGAAUGCCUGGGCGACCAUGAAGGAAAUGGGACCCAAAGUAAACUGGGUGUCCCCCGCGCGUUAUGUCAUUGACGGAAAAAUCUGGUCCUCUUCAGGUGUCACUUCUGGCCUAGAUCUCAUCUUUGCUUUCAUCAGCACAUUCUGGGGAAACGAGCGGUCAGAACUCAUUGCUAGUAUCGUCGAGCAUGUCCCGCGUAAUUCGACUGAUGACCCCUUCUCCAAGCACUUUGAUAUCGCGCCUACCAAGGCACAACCCUGCUCCCAGUCGUGA
Messenger RNA from Fusarium coffeatum, 834 nucleotides. RefSeq lists its product as uncharacterized. The transcript is spliced from 2 exons. The record is from RefSeq and is a predicted model, not a curated record. Lineage: Eukaryota; Fungi; Ascomycota; Sordariomycetes; Hypocreales; Nectriaceae. Bases 1 to 834 code for a protein of 277 amino acids.